UUGACUCGCAAAGACUUUGCUACUCUCCUCCAUUCCGCAAACUACCACACCGGCGAGCCCGAAGGAUGGCUCAACGACGAAAUCAUCAAUGGCUUCUUCACCGCUCUGUGCAAUGGCAUGAACGACAAAGCCGGUCACACCAAAGGCAAGGUACCACCAUACGCCUCCUAUAUAACCGGAUGGUACUCUUCAGUCACCAAGAACGGCAUCAAAGCCAUCGAGAGAUGGUCACGCCGCAAGGGCAUCAAGGGAGACAAGUUGCUGCAAUGCAAGCGCAUCUUCUUCCCCGUCAACCCUGGCAAUCACUGGUCCCUGCUUGUCGUCCGCCCUGACACUCAUACCAUCGAAUACCUCGACAGUCUGGACGUCGGCUACUCAGACACCAACCGCAAGAGUGCUCGAUACAUCAAGCUGGCACGCCAAUGGCUCGAGAUGGAGCUUGGCAAAGACUACGUCGCAGACCAGUGGAAGGAAGUCGACCGCCGCAGCGCCAUCCAAAACAACGGCUCAGACUGCGGUGUCUUCACCUGUCUCAACGGCUUCGCCUCUGCCCUUGAGCUCAGCAAUCCAACCAACGAGUUUGGUCCUGAGCAAAUUCCCUACGCUAGACGCGCAAUGGUUUCUUUGUUCAACCUCGGCGGCUUCAACAAGCACUUCGAGCUUUGA
Messenger RNA from Aureobasidium namibiae CBS 147.97, 666 nucleotides. Its product is annotated as cysteine proteinase. The record is from RefSeq and is a predicted model, not a curated record. The annotation marks the transcript as partial. Gene Ontology annotation, cellular component: nucleus. Gene Ontology annotation, molecular function: deSUMOylase activity. Gene Ontology annotation, biological process: protein desumoylation. NCBI's taxonomy places the organism in Eukaryota, Fungi, Ascomycota, Dothideomycetes, Dothideales, Saccotheciaceae. The transcript has a single exon.